AUGGGGGUGAACAUCUUUGCUUUGACAGUGUUCACCUUGAGUCACCUGUGGCCACAUGUCCAAGCUUCAAGUGUAGUUCGGUUAAACACAGGGCUUCGGGUAACCAGAGGCCAGUCGGUAUUUGUCACGGCUGGUGAACUUCAGUUCCACACGGAUGGGGUAUCUGAGGCCUGUAAAGUCGAAGUAGUGCUCACUGAACCCAUCACACAAAGAGUGGGGAAACUCACUCCUCAGGUUUUUGACUGCCAGUUCUUUCCGGAUGAGGUGACGUAUGUUCACAAUGGCAGCCCACUUCUAGAAGAGGACACUGUCAUGCUGAGGGUCUACAGGUUUACAGAAACUGAGACUUUUGUUGAGACUGUGCUGCUAAAGGUUCAUGUGGUGGAACCUCAAAGGAGCCUCACAGAGCUUGGAAAUGUUCCUCUAGUGGUUUCUGAGUUCUACAGCCUUUCCAAUGCCAUCAAUAGCAGUGUCCUUACCUUUAAAAACCAGCCCGAAGUGAUCUGCACGGUACGUCUUCUCAGCUCUGAGAUCAACAUCCCAAUGCUUGGUCAACUGGUCACUGAGGAUCCUGAAUCAAUGCCGGCUUCUGAGCCUGGACCGAGAAAAGGACGUCAUACUGGAAUCACCUGCCCAGGAAAUAAAGUCUGUGACCACAACACAAGAGAAGUAGAGUUCUUGAAGACCGACUGCGCCGAGUUCCUCACUUCAGGUCUGAAGUACCAGCACCUCAGUCCUCCAUCACCUGAGAUUGAUUAUAUCCCAAUCAGGGUGGAGUUUAGGGACCAGACCUCCCGAGCCAUGCUGGAGACUGAGAGUAUCUGGAUACCUGUACUGAUCCAGGGGGCCAUGCAGAACCAACCCCCCAGUGCUGCCUUCAUGUCUACAUUCAUCCUGGAGGUAGAUCAGUUCAUCCUCACACCCAUGACCACUGCUGCCCUGGAUGCAAAAGAUGACGAGACCCCUCAGGCCCGGCUGAUCUUCAAUGUGACCAAACCUCCAGCGGAGGGAUAUAUAACUCAUUUGGAUGAUCACACCAAAACUGCAUUCUCCUUCUCAUGGCAAGACCUGAAUGAGAUGAAAAUUGCCUAUCAGCCCCCAAACAGCAGUCACACAGCCAGGAGGAACUAUGAGGUGGAGUUUCAGGCCAUCGAUGGCUCAUUUGUGCCGAGUCCUCCUAUCUUAAUGCACAUCUCUAUCCGCACUGCAGAGACCAAUGCUCCUCGAGUCUCAUGGAACAUGGGGUUGGAUCUGCUGGAAGGCCAAUCCAGACCAAUCACAUGGGAGCACCUACAGGUUGUUGAUAACGACAACAUAGAUGCCGUCACCCUUAUAGCUAUGGACGGCCCACUUAAUGGACACUUAAGUGUUAGAGACCUCAAACGCAGGGACUCCGACCCUUGGGAUAGUCCUCAGUCAGCCUUCGGCCAAAUGGAAAGCUGCCGCCCAAUGUCCUCUUCCGUCGAGUAUGACAGCACAAACUCCAUGAAAAAAGAUGCAAUGGUUCCAGUGCUUAAGUCCUUUACUCAGCAUGCAGUGAAUCACCACAAAGUGGCUUACAUGCCUCCAAUAGAGGAUAUUGGCCCUGAACCUCUCUUUGUGCAGUUUGUGCUUUCUGUGAGUGACCAGCAGGGCGGCGCUCUCACAGGUCUCACCUUCAACAUCACAGUCAUACCUGUUGACAACCAGGCCCCAGAAAUGUUCACUAACUUGUUGAGGGUCGAGGAAGGUGGUGGUAGUUUCUUGAUGGAGGAGCACCUCCUGGUGCAGGAUGUGGACAGCUCAGAAGAUCAGCUCAGGGUUCACAUGAAGACUCAGCCCCAACAUGGAAGACUGGAGCUGCAGGGCACAGCAAUGCUAGAGGGAGACAGCUUCAGUUUGCAGGACCUAAAAGCAUUGAGGGUCAGAUACAUUCAUGAUGACUCUGAGACCCUGAAGGAUAGCAUUGGUCUUACUAUCACAGAUGGAAUCAACUCUGCAUAUGGAACGCUUUUAGUUCAGAUCCUGCCUGUGAACGACGAACCCCCACAGUUAGGCUACGACUUGAGGGCUGAACUGUCCUGCAAAGAGGGGGGUCAGGUCCAUAUUACGGUUGAGUAUCUCUCUGCUACAGAUGUUGACAGCGAGGACACUCGGCUAACAUACAUGCUUGCCAGAACACCUGCACGUGGGGUGCUGCAGCGAAAUGGGGUCACCGUGGACAAGUUCUCCCAGCUGGACAUGCUAAAUGGGCUCAUCUUCUACCUGCACACAGGUGGUGAGAUUGGACCAGAUCCUGUCUCAGACACUGUCACUCUCAUUGUGUCAGAUGGAGAGGCUGGAACAAUAGAUGACUGCUGCCAGGAGGAUGCUCUCCCCCCACCCGUCCCCCUGCAUGGCACGCUUCCGGUCUGUGACCUCAACAUCACUGUGAUGCCCGUUAACAACCAGGUCCCAACCAUAACGCUGGGUAACAUGUUUGUGGUAGAUGAGGGUGCCAGUGCAUGUCUGUGUGGGGGGGUUUUGGAGGCAUCUGAUCCUGAUAGUCAUCCAGACCAGCUCAUGUUUCACUUGGUGACCCCGCCACAAUAUGGGUUCCUGGAGAACACCCUUCCAUCCCCUGGCUUUGAGAAAAGCAAUGCUGGACUCCGAGUGGUUUCUUUCAGCCAGCUCCACCUCAGUUCGGGUUUCAUCAACUAUGUCCAGUCAGUGCACAAGGGUGUAGAGCCUACAGCAGACUUCUUUACCAUCACUGUCAGUGAUGGGAUUCAGAGAUCAGCACCAUUGCCCUUCUACAUCAUCAUCAACCCUACCAAUGAUGAGAUCCCAUCAUUGCUGCUUAGCAACUUCACAGUCAUGGAGGGAGGGAUGAAAGACCUCAGUCCUGAUAUUCUAAAUGCAGUGGAUGGUGAUAUUCCAGCAGAUACUCUUACCAUGACCAUCCUGUUUCCCCCAGCCCAUGGCACACUGGUCAAUGGCAUAUAUGGUCUCAAGAUGAAUCGCUACAAAAACAUGAACCCAGAGGUCCUCCAACGAACCUUACCAAUCCAGUCUUUCACCUUACAGGAGCUACAACAAGGAAUGAAGAUUAUGUAUAUGCACGACGACACAGAAACCCUCAAGGACGCUUUCACCAUACAGUUGACAGAUGGUGGGCACACAGUCCAGGGGACUGCGUGUGUCCGCAUCAUACCAGUCAAUGAUGAAAAGCCAUGGCUACUAAAAAAUGCAGGCAUUGAGGUCGAGGCCCUGGAGAAGAGAGUCAUCUCCAGUGCAGUGUUGGAGGCAGGGGAUCAUGACACUUCCAACGACCAUCUUCUCUACAUCCUCAAUGCAGGUCCCAGAUUUGGCCUACUUCAGCUCAGGACAGAAGCUGGAUGGAUUGACCUGAGUCCAGGUCAGAAUUUCACCCAGGAAGAUGUGGAGAUGAAUCGCCUAUGGUACACUCACACUACAGUUAGUGGUUUCAAAGGCCAUGACAGGUUUCACUUUGUUCUCAGUGAUGGAGAAAACACAACACCUCCACAGAGUUUCUUCAUCUCUGUCCGCACUGUUCAAAAGGGUGAAAUCACUCUAAUCACUAAACCUGUGACCUUGAUGGAAGGAGAGCGAGUCAUUCUGACCACUGACAUUCUGAUGGCCACAGACAGUGGAAGCGAGCCAGAUGAGCUCAUAUACACUGUAUCAGUCCCACCUGAACAUGGUCACCUACACAUGGUCCAAAGUCCAGGGAUUCCAGUGCUUUCCUUCUCCCAGAUGGAUGUGGCUGCCAACCGGGUAUGCUACACUCAUGACAACAGCCGUUUUGCUGACCGUGAUUCUUUCAGCUUUGCCGUUACCAACGGUGUAACGUCCAGAAGAGGUACCAUUCAUUUCACUGUGGAACACAGUGACCGUAUACCACCAACCCUGACUAUCAACAAAGGCCUUGAGCUCACAGAGGGCUCUAUGAAGACCAUUUCCACUGAUGACCUGAAACUGACUGAUCCAGACACAGCUCUGGAGAAUCUCACCUACAUCGUUAUUCAAAGCCCACAAUAUGGAAAGUUGCUCUUGAAAAGAUUACCCAUCUCUAAGCCUCGUUUCACGCAACUGGACAUCAACAACAUGGAUCUAGCUUACCAUCAUCUGAAUGGACAGGCCAAGAUCGACAGGUUCACCUUUCAGCCUACUGAUGGAACUAACACAGGUUAUCUGGAGUACGGACAGCUGAAGAGAGAACCUGCUGUUUUUACCAUACAGAUAGAGAUAUUGGACAAGAUUCCACCCAGUGUUAUAAACAAAGGGAUUCCAAGUACUGUGGAGAAUUUUCUGAAUGGCAAACAGGGCAUCUACAUCACCUCCAAAGAGCUGCGCGCCUCAGAUCCAGACAGUCCUGACGACACACUGGAGUUCACCAUCACAAGGCCUCCACACUUCGGUUACCUUGAAAAUGCCCUCACAGGUGCCUAUAUCAAAGGACGCUUUACCCAGAAGGAUCUGGAGCAGAAAGCAGUGCGCUAUGUCAUACCUGCAGACAUGGAAGUGACAGCGGACAGCUUUGAGUUCCAAGUUACAGAUCCUGCAGGAAACACCAUGCUGCCUGAAGUGAUGGAGUUCAGGUGGUCUCGUGUGGAGCUGUCGGCUUCCUGUUAUCGUGUUUGUGAGAACACAGGAACUCUAGCUUUGCAGGUGGUGCGCAGUGGGAACGGCAAAGAUCCGGCGUACAUCGGCAUACAGGUGGAAGAAGGAACAGCCAAAGUGGGGAAAGAUUUCACUCACAGUUCUGCCAACCUUAUACAGUUUGAUCCAGGUGUAAAUGUCAAAAUGUGGAACAUUUACUUCAAAGAUGACAGACUAGAAGAGAACCAUGAGAAAUUUGAUGUGGUUCUGAAGACCCCAAAAAAUGCUGUUUUGGGACAGAGGAACAAGGCCACAGUUGAGAUUGUGGAUCCGAGAAAUGGUCGGUGUAAUCCAGAUGAGCUUAUUGUUGAAGAAGAUGAGAAGCAACAUCCUUUCCAAAACCCACCACGCAUCCCAGAACCUGAACCACCUCUACUUGAGGAAUACACUCCAGACCCAAGGAGCGGAGUCCUUUGGGAGAACUAUCCACCAAGAGGGGACGUCCCAUAUCGCACACAUUUCAGCCAUUACAGCGAGGGAGAACAUCAGGACCAGGAGGCCUUUCACAGUCCGGGCCAAAGACAGCUGAGGUUCCUGGGUAGAAACGGGCACCGACCACAUCUGUCAGAGGUGGACAAGAGAAAUCAAGAAAGAGUUUGGAGAUUUCAUGGACUGAUCCCAGUGAGAGUGGAGGAGAAGGCACUAGCACCUCGUGUCCACUCUGAACUGGAGAUCACUCCCAUCUGGACCUGGCCUGGAUAUUCUGCUGAAUCAGUAGAAACUCCCCAGCACGACUCAGCCUCUUUUGUAGUUGAUUCAGGAGUGCAACAACACAAGUCUCAGAAGUCUGUUAGUAUUGAUUGUCCUAAUGGCUGGACUCACUACCGGAGGAACUGCUAUAUUUUGGGGCCUGGUAGUGCUAGCUGGAGCAGCACACAACAUGCUUGCAUGCUGCUUGAAAGUGAACUGGCCAGUAUCCACUCAAAGACUGAUAUGAAGUGGAUGUGGAAGUUUGCUGGAAAGCAAUCAUUCUGGAUCGGACUCUCUGGCGGUCCAAAGCAGUGGUGCUGGACAGAUGGAAAACCACUGACGUUCUCCAAACUCAGGAAGGAUCACGAGGCGCACACUAGCUCUGAUGCCAGCUGUGUUUUAGCUCAGAGCCAGAAGAUAUGGAUUCCUAAAAGUUGCAUUGAUGGAUCCGAACACAGAUAUGUUUGUUCAGCACCUGCACAAAUCAGUUAAACCAGAUAUUUAAUUUAUAAUGGUCUUGUUUCUUAAUGAUUCAAAAUACAUUGUAGUCUUCGA
This is a messenger RNA of Sinocyclocheilus anshuiensis, 5886 nucleotides long. RefSeq names its product FRAS1-related extracellular matrix protein 1-like. Gene Ontology annotation, biological process: anatomical structure morphogenesis; cell communication. Lineage: Eukaryota; Metazoa; Chordata; Actinopteri; Cypriniformes; Cyprinidae. The record is from RefSeq and is a predicted model, not a curated record. The transcript is spliced from 32 exons. Gene Ontology annotation, cellular component: membrane. The coding region runs from base 1 to 5823 and encodes 1940 amino acids.